AUGGGUAUCGAGAAGCAACAUAAUUCUUGCAGAAGCAUCACAGUUUUUGUUGCCUGGGUACUGUUGACAACAUUUUUCAUGUCUGGUGAAGGGAAAAUCGAGAAUAUAGUAGACCCAAAAAAUAGGGUCAUUUUAUCAUUGCAGGCCGCCAUUGAAGAAGUGCAAAAAGUACAGGCGUUGGCUGUAGAGCUUCCUGAUAGUGUGACUGGAACCCAUGAGAGCAGGGCAAGGCAGGACUGUUUGAAACUGUUUGAAGACACAAUAUAUCGUCUCAACAGCUCUCUGAAUGUAAUGAAAACUUCCCAUUUGGAGCAGAGAUCAGCCAUGGCGGACGUUCACACAUGGGUCAGCGCUGCGUUGACUAAUCAACAUAUGUGCAUCGGUGGACUCUCUGGUACAAUUUACAACAGAGAAAUCAAGAACAGUAUUAUUCUGAGUGAAGUUGGAUCGUCUAUUUCGUUGCAUGUUUCGAAGUUGAAGAAUUUAAUUGGCGAUUCGCUUGGGCUUUUUGUGAAUUUAAUAGCUAGUGUGCCGCCGGUGGCUGGGAAGAACAGAGUUUUAUUACGUGGAAGGAAAAUGGGGUUUCCUGAAUGGGUAUCAGGGGAAAAAAGGCGGCGGCUUUUUCAGUUUAGUCCAGACGUUGUGGUUGCACAAGAUGGGUCGGGGAAUUUUACAACGAUUACAGAGGCUCUGUACUCUUACGUUCUACCGCAGGGUGAGAAGACGCAUUUUGUUGUUUAUGUGAAGGCUGGGGAAUACCAUGAGAAGGUUGUGAUUGAAGGGUUUAUGAUGAAUUUGAUGUUGAUCGGCGAUGGUAUGAACAAAACUGUGGUAGUUGGGGACAGGUGCUCUUCUGUUUGGCAUAGUCUCUAUGCCUCUUCAACUUUCGUGGUGUGGGCGAACGGCUUCGUAGCCAAGGACAUAACGAUUGCGAACACAGCAGGGCCAAAAGAAUUUCAGGCAGUCGCACUUUUAAUAGCCGGCGACAUGGCAGUCAUUUACAGAUGCAGCAUAGAAGGUUAUCAGGACACCCUUUUACUCCACACUAACCGCCAAUUCUUUCGUCGUUGCCACAUCUACGGCACCAUCGAUUUCAUAUUCGGCGACUCGAUGACAGUCAUUCAGAAGAGCAGCAUUUUCGUUAGAAGACCACUUGAUGGGCAGGUGAAUACCAUCACUGCCCAAGGAAGGACAAAUUCCAGCCAAAGCAGUGCCAUUAUCAUACACGCUUGCAACAUACUGGCUGCUCCAGAUUUUGUUCCCAUGCAAAAACAAUUUAAGACGUAUUUGGGUAGACCCUGGCAUCAAUUCUCUCGCACUGUCAUCAUGCAAUCUAGUCUGGAUCAGUUGAUUGAUCCUGCUGGUUGGUUGCAGUGGGAUAACAUGGUCUCUGAUUUGAGUACUGUGUUUUAUGGUGAGUUUAUGAAUGUUGGAGCUGGUGCAAAUACGUCUAGGCGUGUGAAUUGGCCUGGCUAUCAUGUAAUUAGUGAUCCAGCCGAAGCAGAGAAAUUUAGUGUUGGGAAAUUUAUUAGUGGGAAUUCUUGGAUUCCUAUAUCCGGUGUUCCUUAUAAUUCAAGUUUAAACGCGUUUUAA
Cryptomeria japonica (Japanese cedar) is the source of this 1593-nucleotide messenger RNA. RefSeq names its product pectinesterase-like. Bases 1 to 1593 code for a protein of 530 amino acids. The record is from RefSeq and is a predicted model, not a curated record. Lineage: Eukaryota; Viridiplantae; Streptophyta; Pinopsida; Cupressales; Cupressaceae. Gene Ontology annotation, biological process: cell wall modification. Gene Ontology annotation, molecular function: pectinesterase inhibitor activity; pectinesterase activity. The transcript is spliced from 2 exons.